Molecule: messenger RNA, 2449 nt
Organism: Pseudo-nitzschia multistriata
Lineage: Eukaryota; Bacillariophyta; Bacillariophyceae; Bacillariales; Bacillariaceae
Source: the annotation of a GenBank genome assembly
UGAUUCGUCUUGUCUUGUUUUGGUAUUUUUUGUUGCGUUUUCGAUGGCAUUUCGCUCGUCGAUCGCUUUCCACCUUGCGUUUGUGGAUGUUGUUUGCAUUUGCAUCGCGCUCGAUUUUACCGAACACACCACCGCGCCACAUUUGUGUUCACCUUCACCAGAUACGAUGGACCAACCGUCAAAACCGACGGCGCAGAAGGCACAGCCGACGGCAAACACGCGGCAAUAGAAAACGAGGGAGGUGGACGCGAGGAGAAGGAUGCCGUAGAUAGUACCACCGACAGAAGCCUAACCACCGAAACCAGGUUGCAGGAUGGGUUGGAAGCAGUCGAUGGUGACGACAGCAGUCAUCCAACCAUUGCUGGUGCUAGUAUACUCAGCAAGAACCACAGCCUUCUGACAACCGAAAGCACUGCCCAGAAGCCUCCAAUCAAAAUUGCGGAGGAGGGAGCGGAUCCUGUCAUCGAAGACGUACAAUCGACCGGCGCGGAGCAAGAGCAAGAUAAAGAACAAGGCGAUGUCAGCAGCAGCAAGCGCGAAUCACAGAGCAUGGAAGCAAGAUCAGAAGAAACAACAGAAGAUGAUCCCACAACUAAUCGAUUGCAAACGAGCACAAACCAAGAUGACGACCAAACAGAUUUACCAGACGAGGUAACAGGAGACAAGAGUACGCCCGAUCCUGACAUCGAAGACGCCUCAACCAACAACAAGAGCAUUGACAUUGACAUUGACAUUGACAUCACAGCAGGCGAAACAAAAAAAGCGGACUUGGAAGCGACCAACCCAGAAGCUCUGGACGAGGUGAAAGCCCAGCGACCGAUCAAUGAUGGCGAAAUCGGCACACCGAAAGAUGGCGAGGAUGACGGGGCUGAUUCCGUUCUCGAGUCGACCAAAAAGGAAGGUGCUGCUACCAGUGCCGCAACGGAAGAUGUGUUGAUUGACGCUGAGAACAGCAAUUCUGAGGUCGAAACUGAUCAGGAGACCAGUCCGGAAACCAAAGACGCAACAGGUAACGGUGCCGAAACCGUUUUUCCAAUCAAGGACAAUCUGGAAGAUAAACCGAAAGAUAAAGAAAAAGAGCACGAGGGCGUUAAUGACAAUGUCUUUGAGGGGUCUGAGAUAACUGCUACACCGGGAGAUGCCAGAAACAUUCACAAUAAUGAUCUUCCCAUCCAAAACUUACAAAGUGACAGUAAGAACCCGGACGAUGGAAAGCCUCCUGAUGCCGCUAGAGACGAAGUAACAGAGUCACUAGGGGAUGACGCAGGGGACGACGCAGACUACAGCAAGUCAAAGACUGUUAGUUCUGGCGGCCCAAAUCAACACAAUGUGUCUUCAAAAACUGCUACCGACCAAUCCGACCUCGAAGAAACGAUUGAAAAUUCCAAGGACAAAACAACGGCAGGGAUGAAUGGAAUAGAAGAUGCGCAAUCAGGAACGAUUGACAUCGACGAGAAAAACACCGAAUCCAGUCAUACCGAUAAUGUAAUGGACGAAGAGCUGUUAUCUUGGAUGACGACGUCGACUGAAACCAAUAUCGAUGAUCAACUGGGGAACGCUGGCGGUUCUCCCCCUGGCAAAUCCGAUGGAGACAAAGUCUCUGUUAUAGACGAAGAACUGAUGUCAUGGAUGACUACACCAAAUCAGGAUAAGGUCGAGGACAAAUCGGCAAGCCCGGUUCCGACGCCCUUCAGUGGAAGCAAUGGAGACAAGAGUAGUGCAGUAGACGACGAGCAGCUCAUGUCUUGGAUGACAACUCCGAACCAAGAAAAAGAAAUAGAAGACGAUGAUAGUGCAGAUAGGAACGGGGGUAACCUACUGGGGGAACAGAUAGUCUCGGCCCUCGAUACAGCAGAGAUCGACGUCGUGGGAGCAGAGGGUGACGAGGUCAUUGCCCCCGAAACCCUGGCGGAUAUUAUGCUCGAAAACAUAGAAAAGGAUGCCAUCAAGACAAACAAAGUCGGUAGGAGCCUAUUCGGAGCAAAUUCCCUAUAUUCGAUAGGGGGGGAAACCUCGAUAAGCAACACAGAGUUGGAACCACCCGAUGAUGCCUUUACGGACGACCUGUUGCGCGACAUUGCGAACUCAAAACAUCUUGAGGCCGAGGACGAUUCGGUGGAGCAAACAAUUGGAGAAGAAAUGGUCCUCGUUGCGGACUCGAUUCUGAACAUCCUCCUCCCAGAUGGAGAAGGCGAGCCCGAAGCCAUUCCCGAGGAUGCUCCGUCCGAAAGUACGGGCAGUGCGGAGAAGGGAGACAAUGGGAGUGAUGGACCUUCCACGAGCCACAGAUUCGAGCUGAAACCCGAUGGGUCCGGUGGAUCGGGGCUGUUUUAUUAGAACAUGCCAAUUCCCUAUAUAUUGGUGCUUGCCCGCCAGUCGCCAUUCAUUUUUGCUUGUGUUGAUUGAAUCUCCCCCCUGCAUGCGCAGCUGAUAGAAUUUGUAAAUUUUU